GUGUUGAAGCAAACAGAUUCAAUCUCUCUCCGGCAUCAGUUAUCAUCGAACAACAAUGUCCCGGUUGAAGAGAAUGGCGGCGAAACAUGUUGGGGAAUCAUCUGGAGGUACAAAGCGUAAUAAAGCCUCAACUGCAAUCGUUGUAAGCAAUAGGAUUGAUGCAACUGAUGAUGGGGCAACGCUCCUAAUCAAAAGGAAUACAAGAAAUUUUGUGAAGAUUUUACAAUGUUUGAAUGAAAAACAAAUAGCAGCAGUUACAGAAAUGGGGUUUGGAGAACUUAUACAUUACAAUGUUUAUGCAAUACCAAGAGAGUUGGCCUAUUGGUUGUUAAACAAUUUUGACCCAAUUAAAUGCAACAUUGCGCUACCAGGUAGUGGGCCUGAUUUGCACAUAGAUGAAAGUGAUGUAGAAUUGACAUUCGGUUUUCCACGAGGUGACGUCAGAGUAGAAAGGAUUGACAGGCAGGAUGAUCUAACCAUAAUGAGUAAGAUAGCAGGUGUAGUGGGUAAAAAAAGACCAAACGUUAAAGCUAGUAAGGUUGCAGAGGAGAUGUUGAAGGACGUUGAAGGUGGAGCUUGGUGGAGCUUGGUUUAA
Messenger RNA from Salvia splendens (bonfire salvia), 595 nucleotides. RefSeq lists its product as uncharacterized. The coding region runs from base 56 to 595 and encodes 179 amino acids. Lineage: Eukaryota; Viridiplantae; Streptophyta; Magnoliopsida; Lamiales; Lamiaceae. The record is from RefSeq and is a predicted model, not a curated record. The transcript is spliced from 3 exons.